AGGUGAAUGCUAUAAACAAUGAUGUGCUAAAGGAAAUUGAACCUUAUAUUGAGCUAGGGUUUUAGACAUCUGGCUGGGUGUUGCCUGAAAAAGAAAAAGAACCGAGGAGAGGAGAGGAGAGUUAAGCAAGCGAGGGACAAAAAUGGCGAGCAAUCCUGCAAGAAGGCUACUUCAGAGAUCAACAUCGUCCGCUAAAGCCUUCCUGAGUUGCAAAAGUCGAACCCAAUCACCUCCAGUACCAUCUAACCUCGGUGGACUCGCACCCUCCUCAAAUUCUGCUCGCGUCUCUCGUCACCACCAUUCCUUCUUCUCCACCAGGUUGCCAGUGGAGUUGGGUUGUGGAGAGUCAUUGAUGCCUCUUCACUCUGCUACUGCUUCUUCCUUGCUCAAUUCUAUGUUGUCUUCAAAGGUUGGCCAAUGGGGUUGUCUCUCUGAAGGAUUUGCAACUCCACUAUAGCAGGGCCUUCAAGUUCUUCAACAUACUCACUGACGUAGGCAAGAUUACCUCUGAAAGUAAACUUUUUCUUGUCUCCCUUCAUCUCAGAAUAAAUUAUUUGGACCUGCAAGAAAAAAUACGUUCUAUUUUUGUAAGGAAGUGCGAUGCCUGAUUUUUGUAUGCUCCUACAAUUUUUAGAUAUUACACUGGAAUGUAUGUUAUUACUAUGAAGGGGAAUGGUAUUUGGCUAAUUAUUUUUGUAUGUUCCUUUCCUCGAUGGCUAUAGUCAUUCAUUGAUGUUUUUAGACUUUAUUUUAAAUUCAACAGUUGGAUCGAUAUAGUUGUUGGUACU
Molecule: messenger RNA, 788 nt
Organism: Camellia sinensis
Lineage: Eukaryota; Viridiplantae; Streptophyta; Magnoliopsida; Ericales; Theaceae
Cellular component (GO): mitochondrion
Source: RefSeq, a predicted model, not a curated record